Striga asiatica is the source of this 429-nucleotide messenger RNA. Lineage: Eukaryota; Viridiplantae; Streptophyta; Magnoliopsida; Lamiales; Orobanchaceae. The record is from the annotation of a GenBank genome assembly.
AUGCUGAAGAGAAAAACAAGGCCCUCAGUGGCAUCGCACAAGAGAACUAAAGGAAAUUCGCUGAGAACUAAAGGAAAUUCGCUGAGAAGCUCGCAUCUUCCUUCCCUCCACAAUCUCGUCAAAGAAAUCAUCCAACUGCCACGUUAUCCCCUCUGCCCCACAUUGACUCUUUUGUUUAUAUCGAUACCAAUUUCGCUCUCAUAUCCGAUAUCCGUACUCUUGAUCGUCAUUUUCAGUUCGUCCAACGCAAACUUUGCGGCCCAAAGCUCAAAAAGAACGACUCCGGGCUCAAGCCCGAGACAGGCUACCACAGUCACAAUCCUGUCGUGCAGACUGGCGCUUGAGGCCACGAAGUUGGAGCCGAUAAACGGGCUUACAAUCUCUUCUUGGUUGUUCUCUCGGCAGAAGCUGGUCUCGGGCCAGAAGUAG